UCUCUCUCUCUCUCUCUCUCUCUCUCUCUCUCUCUCUCUCUCUCUCUCUCUCUCACACACACACACACACAAAGGAUCUUCCGCAAUACCCGACACCAAGUGGAAUGGAAUUUAUUCCCUUCGUGCCGCAGUUGUGAAAAUGGAUUGGAAGAUUCUUAGUUUUCUGAUAUAAAACGCGGAUCCUGUGUUUUUUUCUUCAGUUUAUUCAUUUAUUAAUUUAUUUGUCUUGAACUCUCCACACCACCGAUUUUGGUCUGUAGCUGGAUGAGGAGAUGGACACCCCGGCAAAUUCAGAAAAAUCUCAUCUCAUCAACGAAAAAAACGAAAAAAUGUACUCUCUAAAUCUGAAAAGUGAAUUUCCAGGUUCCAAUGAAAGCUACCCAAAUCUGCCUUUUGAGAAUGGGGACACUGCUGGAGCCAUUGAGUUGAAGAGGCCCACUGGAACCCAUUGCCAUGGGAAAAAAACAGCCUGGGAAGAGAACAGAGAGAAGCUAGUUGCUAAGAAGAAGCUUUACAUUGCCUCCAUAGUCUGCCUGGUCUUCAUGAUUGGAGAGGUCAUUGGUGGCUAUCUAGCCCAUAGCCUGGCCAUCAUGACAGAUGCAGCACAUUUACUGACUGAUUUUGGCAGUAUGAUGGUUAGCCUCUUUUCCCUCUGGAUCUCCUCUCGUCCUCCCACAAAGACUAUGAAUUUUGGCUUUCACAGAUCAGAAAUUUUGGGGGCGUUCAUAUCCGUAAUGUCCAUCUGGAUCGUUACUGGGGUGUUGGUUUACCUUGCCAUUGAGCGGAUUGUGAAGAAUGAUUAUGAAAUCGAAGGUCAUGUGAUGCUUCUCACCUCAGGGUGUGCUGUUGUGGUCAACAUCAUAAUGGCAUACAUCCUUCAUCACUCUACAACGUUCCAUGGUCAUGGCUCAGGUUAUCACAAGAUUGAUGAAAAUGGAAUGAGUCCUGUGGGCCAUGGCCACUCCCACAGCCUUCUGAGUGGUCACGGAAACACCAGUGUCAGGGCUGCAUUUAUUCAUGUGUUAGGAGACCUCCUACAGAGCUUUGGAGUACUGGUAGCUGCCAUCAUAAUCUACUUUCGGCCUGAAUACAAAGUAGCUGACCCCAUUUGCACCUUUCUUUUUUCUGUGUUUGUCCUGGGGACCACCAUCACCAUCCUCAGGGAUGUGUUCCGCAUUCUAAUGGAGGGAGCACCCAGGGGCAUUGAGUUUAACUCUGUGAAGGAGGUGCUACUGUCACUGAAAGCUGUGAAGGCCAUACACAGCCUGCAUUUGUGGGCCUUAACUGUUGGCCAGAGCUUGGUUUCUGUUCAUGUGGCCAUUGAGGAAAAUGCAGAUCAUCAAAGUGUCCUAAAGGAAGCCACUGAGCUCCUACAGACAAAGUUUGGUUUCUACAGCACCACUAUCCAGAUAGAACCUUACUGUGAGGACAUGGCCUACUGCACCUUGUGCCAAGAUCCUGUGGACUAACGCUACCAUGCAAUCCUGAAGAAGAAUCCUCGUUUAAAGGGGGUCCCUGUGGAUAUGAAAACACUUUUUUGCAUUUUUUUUCUAUUUAGGCGUAUUAAUUUGGCAUUAAUUCCAUGACAAACAUAAGGCUAAAACCCUACAUAUGAGCCCUAAAGUUGAUUAAUGAAACAUUUAUUUCAUCACUAAAGACACUAAGUGUCUUUUCACCAAAAUAGAAAAGGGGUCAAGUCAUUGCACAACAUGAUGACAGAUCUCUUUUGUAAGGACGAUUUUGCUUCAAAACAUUUACAUUUUAACACACAGCAUAUACCUGUUCUUUUAGUUUAGCACUGCUUACCAUGAUCUAGAUUAGGUAUAAUAUAGUAUAGUAGGCAGCACAAUCCCUGUGUCCUUUCGCCAAUAUGUACAUAUUUUCAGUUCACAGUUCACAUUCAAUUAAUUUUCUGAACUAUGCAGAAAUAUAAAAAAAGCAAAGUAAUGUACAACAUGAGCUGAGACAACCACUUCAUAUUCAGUUUUUCUUUAUCUACCAUUUCCAUUACGUUCAUAAGACAAGUCCAUAUCAAGACCUAAAAUAACAGUUUCCAUUCAAUAAACAAACACUGUGUUUUGCUGCUCCAGUUACUGACACAUUCUACAGUGUUGUGCUGGUAAAAAAAAGGAUCCAUGUCAACUUGUCUGUCAGAGAACUCAAUAAUAGUGUCCUUUAACAUAGUGCAAUACCACUUAAAAUAGAAACAGGAUAUGUGUGGAGCUGUGAAAAGUUUGAAAGCCUGUUACGUAGGUGUAUGGAAACCUUGGUCCUUAACAAUAAUGUUAGUGCAGUUCUUUUCUUUACUAAAGCAAUUACCCAAGUAUCACAAAAUGUGCUUUCUGAUCCCCCAAUUAUGGAAAAUUGGAUCAUUUUUUUGUAUAUGUUGUAUUCUAUGAAGUCUAUGCACUAGACUAUAAAACAGUACUAUAUCACACUAUAUCAUAUCUUGUCCUGUUGACAUAAUAUAAGUGUUGUGUUUUUAGCCUGCUGCAUUGAUGAAAUUUUGUUGUAGUCUGCUCAGUAAAAAAUGUUGGCAUAUGGUAUAUGUGUACAUUUGUCUAAUGAGGCAAGGCUUGCAUGGGUGUUUUUAAAGGUAUGCUUUUUCAAGCCUAAUGAAAACUGCCAGUCACAGGAUUCUCUCCAAAUACGGGCCUCUUUUUGUCUUGCCCAAACAUUUUCAUUAUAUUCUAUAUUUACUCAUUUUUAAUAAACAUGUAUAAAAUAUAUAUGUAAAUAGGUUCAGCUAUAAAGCCAGGAGGAACAAAAUGCUAAAUAAAAAAUGGACCAACACUUAAAUUAGUAUAUUUUUGAUAAUUAGGUUGGGACCUGGGUUAACAAUACAUCACACAUACAUCUGUGAAUGUAUAUAAGAGAUCUUAAAAACCCUAAUUAGAAAAGCUACUUUUUACUUUUUACAGUAUGAACACUGCUGGUCUGAACAUAUUUUUAAAUAUUAGUUAAUAUCAUAUCACCUUAUAAUGGAUAUUAAUUAGGGAGAACAGAUUUCAGACAGCCACGCCAAGCUUUCAUACAUACAUUAAGUUUGUUAAAGCAUGUGUUAUUAAAGUCAUCUUACAAUAAUAUAUGGUGAAAAUAUUAAAAAAGCAAACCAUUGGCUGUUAUUUUGCACUACCAUAAAAAAACUAAAAGAAAAAGUAGAACUGCUUGGGAGACAGAGAGAAAAAAAUACAGAUUUUACAGAUUAAUAUUAACUAAAGGACAAACUGCAGCUAACCCACUACAAGAGGCUUUUAUUAAAGCAGUUCAAAUGAAUGUUGAUUUUCUGAUUCUGAUGUGUCUGUAAUUUUGUGUAAUGUGUCUCAUGUGAGCAUUGUUGUGUUUUUUUGUGGCUCAAAACUUUGUGAAUGUGUACAUAAAUUUGCUUACUGUAUAAAGUUGUCUAAGUCCAGAAUGUAUGUUUUAUUGUUUUGUUGCUUUUGUUGUUUUCUUGUAUGUUGUCAUGUAAUCAGUUACAACAGUGAUACUGGAUAAUUAACAUUUUGUUAGGUACAAUAAAAUUGUGAAUAAUUGCCCAAUACUGUCUAUGGAUUUGUUGCUUUAUUCUUCAAUAUAAAUCAGGUAAAGAUCUAACCAGCCUAAAAGUGUUUUAUUACUUAGUCAUUUU
Messenger RNA from Astyanax mexicanus (Mexican tetra), 3628 nucleotides. It is a transcript of the gene slc30a2, whose product is annotated as solute carrier family 30 member 2. Gene Ontology annotation, molecular function: zinc ion transmembrane transporter activity. The transcript has 8 exons. Lineage: Eukaryota; Metazoa; Chordata; Actinopteri; Characiformes; Acestrorhamphidae. Gene Ontology annotation, biological process: zinc ion transmembrane transport; response to zinc ion. The coding region runs from base 273 to 1469 and encodes 398 amino acids. The record is from RefSeq and is a predicted model, not a curated record. Gene Ontology annotation, cellular component: plasma membrane.